This is a messenger RNA of Rhodamnia argentea, 714 nucleotides long. RefSeq names its product proline iminopeptidase-like. The record is from RefSeq and is a predicted model, not a curated record. The transcript has 6 exons. The coding region runs from base 1 to 714 and encodes 237 amino acids. Lineage: Eukaryota; Viridiplantae; Streptophyta; Magnoliopsida; Myrtales; Myrtaceae.
AUGCGCGUGCUUACUCUCGUUCGUUACCAACAAGAUAGUUUCAGCGGUUUUUGUGCAGUAACUUAUUUGAGUUUUGCUCCUCCAGGACUCAAACAAGUCCUUAUAACUGGUGGAAUUCCACCCAUUGCAAAUGGAUGCACUGCAGAUGCUGUAUAUAAAGCAAGCUCGGAGCAGGUUACUAUUCAAAGUGAGAAGUACUCCAAGAGGUAUCGUCAGGAUGCAGAAGUUGUUCGUGAAGUUGCAAAGUACUUUGCAGAAUGUGAAGGUGGUAGGGUGAUUCUUCCUUCUGGUGGCAUCUUGACGCCUAGGGGUUUCCAAACUCUCGGUCUUUCUGGCUUAGGAUUCAGUGCUAGCUUCGAGCGAUCGCACUAUGUAAGAGGACAGAUUUUCAAGCUUGAGAGUGCUUGGGAUCCUAUUUUAGUACCUGAGGCAUUGAAGCAAAUCAGUUACUUCUUCUUGAAAACUUUUGAGAAUUGGUUGGGUUUUGAUACAAAUCCUCUUUAUGCUCUUCUAAAUGAGCCCAUAUACUGUCAGGGUGCUUCAUCAGAGCGGUCUGCUUAUAGAUUGAUAGGUGAAGAUGAAAGCAAGUUUGAUGCCGUAAAGGUGGCAAAAGAAGGUCGUCCUGUUCUUUUUACAGGAGAGGUGGGAGGGACCUCUGUAAUACUGCAAUUAAUGGGUCAUGUGUGUAUAAAAUAUAUUUAUAAUAUUUAUUAG